Molecule: messenger RNA, 1160 nt
Organism: Panicum hallii
Lineage: Eukaryota; Viridiplantae; Streptophyta; Magnoliopsida; Poales; Poaceae
Product: protein TORNADO 2-like
Exons: 1
Coding region: 179-997 (272 amino acids)
Biological process (GO): auxin-activated signaling pathway
Cellular component (GO): plasmodesma; plasma membrane
Source: RefSeq, a predicted model, not a curated record
GAAAGAUGCUUGCCUUGCUUGUUGCCCUUGCCUCCUCCUCGGUCGGUCGAGGAGGGAAUGAAUUGCAGAGAAAGCAACGCAUAAAGGCUGCAGAGCAUAUAUGCUAUGCUCUAGCAUGAGAUUGUGAUCGCAUCGCACGCCAACACCGACCGUACCACCAAUCAAGCAAUAAUCGCCCAUGGCUCUCAACUACUUGGCCGUCGCCGCCAUCAACUUGGUCGCCGCGCUGCUCUCCAUCCCCGUCAUCGCCGCCGGCAUCUGGCUGUCUACGCAGCCCGACAACGCCUGCGUCCAGAUCCUCCAGUGGCCUGUCAUUGCCCUCGGUGUCGCGGUCCUCGCGGUCGGCCUCGCCGGCUUCGUGGGGGCCUUCUGGCGCCUCCCCUGGCUCCUCCUCGCAUACCUCGUCGCCAUGCUCGCCCUCGUCCUCGCGCUCGCCUGCCUCGCCGCCUUCGUCUUCGCGGUCACCGCCGCCUCCUCGGGCCGCCCGGUCCCCAGCCGGGCCUUCCUUGAGUACGACCUCGACGACUACUCGGGAUGGCUGCGCGCCCGCCUGGACGCGCCGGGCCGCUGGGACCGGAUCAAGACCUGCCUGGCCGCCACACCCACCUGCUCCGACCUCAAUCAGACUGCUGCCUACGCCACAGCGCAGGGCUUCUUCACAGCCGCCUCGCUCAGCCCUCUGCAGUCGGGCUGCUGCAAGCCUCCCACCAGGUGCGGCUACACCUUCGUCACCCCGACCUACUGGAUCAGCCCCAUCAGCCCCGCCGCCGACCCCGACUGCGCCGCCUGGAGCAACGAGCAGGCCAAGUUCUGCUACUCGUGCGCCUCCUGCAAGGCCGGCCUGCUCCAGAAUCUCCGCAGGGAGUGGCGCCGCGCCGACCUCAUCCUCGCCGUCGCCGCUGCGGCGCUCCUCGCCGUCUACGCCAUGGGCUGCUACGCCUUCCGCACCGCCAAGACCGACGAGCUCUUUCGCCGCUACAGGCAGGGCUACACAUAGCCACAUAGGCAACGAACCCCACACCGGGUUCCCUCCCUUUUAUUUUUGUCACUCACAUGCAUAUGUAUUAGCGGGAGUGAGGCUUGCAGCAGCCCGACUGGAGCUGGACUGGUGGGCAUUUUCUAGUCCGUCACCUCACAUUCGAAUUAAUAUAUUUCUCCAA